Molecule: messenger RNA, 4988 nt
Organism: Seminavis robusta
Lineage: Eukaryota; Bacillariophyta; Bacillariophyceae; Naviculales; Naviculaceae
Source: the annotation of a GenBank genome assembly
UAUUGUUGCCAAUCCGAAGGGCAGUUUUUUAGAAAAGACUUUGGAAGACAAAACUAUCGGUGUGAAUACAUCCUCACCGGCUUAUUGAAACGCCGCAGUAGUUUACGGGACCAAACUGCUUUGGAGACACUGCGAAAGGCUGCGUCCAUUCCAUUCCUCUCAUCUCAAGUGCCCAUUUGAAUCAAUCAGCGAGGCGUUGAACGACUAGAAAGGUCCUUGUGCAUCAGUUGACUUGUCUGGGAGACGACCCAAGCCAAGCCAAGGCAAACCAAGGCAAACCCAGCUAUCGGUACCAGCUAUUGUAUCGAGAGUGCUACGUUUGGGGUUGGUUGCUCGUCAUGGAUUGAAGAGCGGAGUAAGAGAUACACUGUAAAUCAACAGCCACGUUAGAAAGAGCACAACAAUUUACUACCACUAAUCAUCAUGGACACUGGGGAAACGAUCGAUUCUCUUCGGGUCCAUGUCCGUCGUGGACUGGACCGUUUCUGUAUGGGUCUUUACUUUACCGAGUAUGGAUUACAAGAGACGAGUGUAUUGAUUCCGGACGACGCGGAUCCUGAGAAUUUGGAGUCUUGUGGUUUGAUGGACAAGAAGAGUCCCUUUCAAGUGUUUCUCAAGGCGGUCGCUUCGGAGAUUAUCAAGGAAAAGGGAGUCACCAAGGGACGCAAAAAAGCCGUCAAGGAAUACUUGGAAAUUCUGCAGGCGUUUGCCGGUGAAUGGGUCGAGUACAUUCGAAAGAACAUGCGCAAAAAACUUCAAAACAAAUCCUCCAUUUUGGGAAGUCCCGACGGCAAGUUUCAUCCGGCAUCUCCCGAUCCUCAUCAUGGCGACGUUCAUGGCGACAACAAGAAGAAGAAGGGAGGCAAGAGAGGUCCUCGUGGUCCUUAUAAAAAGCGAAAACAAAAGGAAACUCCACUCCCAUUCAACAGCCCCACUGCCAGUAGUCACAACAGCACACCCAGUCCCACCAAAAAGACCAAAGCACGGCCCACCGACAUGGAAACUGCCAGACGGGAAUUUGAAGCCGAAAAGACAGAUGUCACCAGCAAAAUCCCAGAAAAAAACAAGAGACUCUUCAACCAAGUUGGAUUUGCAAAAUGGGGAAAAAUCAAUUUGCCCGCCAUGAUCCUAAACCCAUUCAGUGUGCCGCCAGGGGAUAUUAGGGAUCAGUGGAUGAAAAUGUUUCAAAAUGUCGUUGAGAAGGACAGAAUAAAGAAAAUGGGUCAUCUCGUGUGGUGGGUUGGACCGCAAACAGAUGGACAGAGUUCCUACUCGGUCGUGCCCAGUCACGGCUUUAUUUCCUACGAAGAAGCCACCAAGAAAAAUAUGCACGAAUUGCCAUCCAAAAUUAAGAGACUGCUAGAACGGGGAAAGGAUCUGAAUAAGCAACAACAGGAAACCAUGGAAGCCCUACGAAUCUUGAAUGAGUUGGCGUUGGUGGAGCCUGAUGACCGUGAGCAUCCAAGAUCGGAUUUCAUGGAAGAAGACUACUGGGGAUUUGACGACGAUGAGGAAGGAGGAAACGAAGAAGAAGAAACAGAGGAUGUCAAACCGGCAGCUGUGGAACCCGCUAAGACUAAGAGAGAUGACGACGACGACGAGGACGGCAAUCAAGAGGAAGACGAGGAGCUUCUCGAUGAUGAAGAGGACUUGGUGGAAGCCGAAGCAAACAAACCAGUCAAGAAGAAAAAGGGCAAAAAGCGAAAGAAAGACACUGUGGUGGACGAAGAAGGCGAAGAGGAUCAAACCGAAAUAAUCUACGAUGAUAUCGAGGAAGCCACACCGGCACCGCCGCCAAAGAAGAAGAAGAAAAAGGACAAGACUAAACUGGAGCGGGGCAAAAAGAAGAAGAAAAAGAAAAAGUCCAUGGAUGGCGGUGAAGCAGGGGAUGCUGAGAUACAGCAACAACCGUCCGACGAACAGCAAAACGAUGCCACAAUGGCUAAUAGCGGGGAGCAAGACGUUGAAAUGGCCGAUGCAGGUCAAGCGGACACCGCCGCACAGCAACAACCGGGAGAAGACGAACACGAGGCCGACGGGGUGGCAGCUCUGGCUCCGGCAAUAUCCAAAGAUGAGGCGCUGUUGGAAGAAGCAGAUAGCCAAUCGGCGGAGAGUGCAGACAGCGACUACGGUGGCGAUGACACGGAUGAGCUGCUUGGUUCCGAAGAUCCAACAGCCAGCAAGAAGAAAUCCAAGAAGAUGAAAAAGAAAGGUGCUAAGAAGAAGGGCGAAUCAAAUGACGACGAUGAGAAGAUGAAAGGAAAGGGAAAGAAAAAGAAAGAUAAGAAAAAGGACAAGCCGCCGAAGGAGCCCAAGAAACGGACAAAAGCCGCGGAACAGCGUGACCUCGAGAAAUGCGAAGAAGAAUACCUACCAAUCAUCGAGGAACUGCAGAUGGCGAACGAGAUGAAAGAUGCUUCGUUGAUUCAGCAGGUUCUGGAAGCACUAAUACCCGUGGCCGAGUCUUUUUGUGCGUCAUUCUUCAGCGAGUACGAGAUUCCGCAAUUGAUGAAAGCGACCAAGAAGGUUCUCGAGGAGACCGAAGGACCAGACUUGGCAAUCUACAAAAAGCUGUGGAAUAUCAUGAAAGAGGUUUAUGGUGCAAAGGUCAAGCUGAUGCCCGAAGGAUUCAAGGCAAAGAAGUGUACCAAGGCCGCCAAAUCGAAGCAAUCCGACAAAGCAGAGGACGGACAGCCGACAAUUGGCAGUGCAGUAAAGGAAGAGAUUGUUGCAUCAGCUCACUCCACACCGCUUCAGCGACCAGAACCAGCUGUUGUGUCGGCAUCACAGGAAGCUGCAACUCCUGCAACACCGGCUGUGAAGGCCGCAUUCAAAGACGAUGCUAGACGAAUUUCAUCCGGUGGUGAUCAGCAGCAAGCGCCCAAGACGGCCGAGAAAGCUGCACCGGCCAAGCCAAAACCAAAGAAAUUCUCUGUCAUGGACUUUACGAACAAGAAAAAGGAUAACAAGCGUGCGUCUGUUGGUGGGGGUGCCGACAAAGUCGUAUCAUCGACUAUGGUUGGCAGCGCAACGAAGAGGAAAACAGCUCCUUCAUGGGUCACAGCGCCUCUUCCAACUCAAUUCGACAACUUUGCCAGUUGCCCCAGACGCGAAGAUCGGCUAUUUGCCAUGGAGUUUCUCCUGCAGGCAGCAGCCCACUUUCCCAGCAAUAAGGGUGUCAACGAAGAAUCAGUGGCUCGGUCUCUAGAAUUGGCAAUCUACGAAUGGUCAGAACCAAAGAGCAAUUGGUCAGAGGCGUACUGGGACAAGAUUCAUGCGAUUGUUGCGGCGCUGACAGGAAAGCGGGAGUUGGGCACUCUGAUCGGAAUGAUCAUGGAUGGGGCGUUUGCCUCUCCGAAAUCUGUCGUCGCGCUCUCUGUGGAGAAUCUCGAGCACUCGUUUGAAGGCCGACCUCUGUCCUUGAGUGGAGAGUAGCGAUGAAGCAGGGCGUUUAUUCAUUCAUCCAUCCAUUGUCUCUGCACAAGUAAUCCUCGGCUGGCAGAAUUCUGGGAGCAAGCAAUUCUGCUUAUGAGCCGUACCGGUAGCUAGUGGCAUGUCCUUCAUGAGUACAUGAAUGUAUUUGCACGCAAUUUUGUACCGUAGCAUCUUCAUCGUUGAGGGUUCUGGUAGCGCAGUGGAUAGAAUAGAAUCGAAUCAUUCACCAGACGAACGGCAGCACAUCCAGCGUACGGUACAGGUCGAUGCGUGCUUUGAAGUGCGGUAAAGCCAAAGCAAGGAGCAGAGAUGUGGCUUUGGCAAGCCAGAGUACGUCUCAUGGAACGACGUUACGACGUAGUCUCUACGAUGUGCAUCGCUCUCGACGAGAAGGCCAUUGUGCCACAACGUAUGCGGGGAACUGUAUCGGUACUGGAGUAAGUGCUGUUAUCAACAAGGACAACUAACUAUACAUUUGGGUUCACUUCAUUUCCCGAUGGGUCGUAUAGGAUAGGCUUCAUUUGUUCGAUGUCAAUGUCCACUGUGCAACCCAGAGCCUUCAUAAAUCCGUUGUGGUUGAUAUAGAGCUUGGGUAGGCCAUCAUCCAUGCUAUCCUUGGGUGGCUUUGGAGUACCGUCAUCAAGCAACUCAAGAGACACACUGGCGAGGGGGGAAAUAAGUAUUAGAGAGACAGAACAAGUGAGUGAUUAUUGCGUGCUUGACAGUUUCCCAUCCACUUGAUUGGCGUACCCUUCAUCAUCCUCGGCUAUCUGAUCUUGGCUUACAAAGUCAAAUGAGAAAACCAUGCGAGGUUGGCCGCUAGAUGCCUGAUCAUAGUUCAGCAUUACACCUGGUAGAUCCUCAACAGGGCAAUGUGGUAAGUAAGUAUUGAUAAUAUUUCGACAAAAUAUGCCAGAAGACUGGAAUUCAAUUCAGAUCAUCAUGAUUGAUGAUUGCAAGCGUACGUACCUACGAUAUCAGGUCUUGGUGGAUUUUCCAACAGCAACUUGAAGAAUUUUCGGGCCUUGUCGGUCAGUUUGACUGCUGCCUUGGGUGGAACGAAUUUUCUUCGCUUGGACUUCUUCACCGCAGUAGUCGUUGCGGAUUCCUUGGAACUGGUGUCGAAUGGAGAAGACCAUGGGUUGCUCGUACUGUGAAAAUGCACUGUCUUGGCUGCAUUCGUCUGGAGAGAACGGUGUCGAUGCUGCAAGCCAUUCGAGUAGUUGGUUCCAAGGAAUGUGCUCAAUGCACGAGAUCCGGUCGGAAGUGCCUUUCCCAACCCUCUGGACGCUGUUCUAUCCAACACCGUCAAUGAAAGACUUGUCAAUGGCUUCAUGCUUCAAUGUUCUGCUACCUGAUACUUUACUUCUACCGGUAUGUCGUCUUUGCACGCAGAAUGAAGAGAAUGAUGGCCGUCGAAGAAACUCGAGGGGGCGGCGUGGGAUUGGGAUCGAAGUCUUUGGUGGUUUUAUUGCUAACCUUAAACAUACGUUUAAGGGAAAGGGGAUUUUGCUUCGUGACAGACGAGUCACGGACAUGGAAAAACGUGCUUG